Messenger RNA from Suillus paluster, 1818 nucleotides. RefSeq lists its product as uncharacterized. Lineage: Eukaryota; Fungi; Basidiomycota; Agaricomycetes; Boletales; Suillaceae. The record is from RefSeq and is a predicted model, not a curated record. Bases 1 to 1818 code for a protein of 605 amino acids. The transcript has 7 exons.
AUGUCACUUUGCCUGGAGCAGCGUCUGGCGCAACGGCAAGCCAAUGUUUUCGCUAUCUGCCCCACCGCUAUGUCACUUGGACCUACACCUGCUACAACUGACUGCCGCAACUUGAAGCAGGGUACUCAGCCACGGAAGGCCAACAGGAACUGCAUACGACGCUACUGCAAGCAGUGUUGUGAGGUGGUGGGAGGGUGUAGGGUCCACCGAGUCGCAUCCAUAUCUCCUCCAGUUGCUGCUCAACAGCAUGAAAGCUCGAUCAUACCACCGCUUGCCACCGUUAACCCUACAUCUACUCAGCUUGACCACCCUCCAGUUACUAUACCUGAGGGCCCCUCGACUACAUCCCAAUCUUUAACUACCACUCAGUCGCUCCCAGCUGCUUCACGAGUUUAUGCCCGGCCGUUAGACCCCAAUUACGCACGGAACUAUGUUCUUGGGCACCAGCGGACGUUGGUGGCUGAACAGCGCUUUCAAGCCGACCAAAGUCUGAGUAUCAUGAUCCGCAAUAUGAUCGAUGUAGUCCUCUGGUUGAAGAACAACGACCCUCCCCACCUGGUGAGGCUUACAUGCACCACACCUGGAAAGUUCGUGCCAGGAGACCAUUCGCUAUUGAUGAGAUUCGACCUCGGAGACUAUAUCGCAGUAUAUUGCAGUGAUCAGCAUGCCUGGAUCGAGCAAGACAUUAAGACUCCACUUCUCAGUCCCCCGAAUUCAACCAUCCUCCUCCGCUCUAUUGAUCUCACUGACAAUCACACGCUACACGGAUUCACUGAGAGGGUCUUAUCCCUUAGUCGCACGCCUGCAACCGUCCAAUCUCCGUCAAAGCGAGCCUUUAGUGCCACGGGUAUGCAUCUCUCCCGAUUGGAUGGGAUCACCUCGCCGUUGAAGUGGCAGAGGAAUGCCAGUAGUAACAAUGCUGCGAGCCGGGUUCUCAUCUCUCCGCAGUUGCCCACUCCUUUACCGCUUAUCGAAUCACCUAGUCCCACCGUGACGUCACCUCUGUCACUCACCGCAGGUGACUCGGACACAUCACCUGCGUCAGCCACGGUCCAACCUAACGCCUCUGCUACUGUCCCUCCAGAUGAUCAGAUGAUCCAGACCCUCUUCGCUACUACUUUUCCAAAUUGCACCUAUACUAAGGCAACAUUUUAUAAGCAUCGUGCCGCUUAUCGGGCAGCUAUCAGGAACUCGGGGGAUAAGGUGGAAUAUGCCGUCAAUGCAGGAUAUAGUCCCGCUGGCCUGUGGAACACUCUCUUGGCGGAAAUCAAAGCUAACACCCUCAGUCUUACUGGUAGUAAUGGCCUGGGUAGCGUCUCAAACUCGGAUGUGAAGUGUCAUAUACUGCCUCCGAGUUUACUAUCAAUGGACCCAUCUACCACUGACACUGAAUUACUCCUUACUCCGAGUUUACUACCAGCAGACCCAUCUACCACUGACACUGGAUUACUCCCUACUGACUUAACCGGUGAUAUGAGUGAUGCUCUUGCGUCACUAUUCUGGAGCAUAGAGGAGAUGAACCAUGAUACCAUAGCAACCACCAAUUCUGAAUUUCCAUUAGAUUUUACGAGUUAUCCCCAAAUUGAUCCCUUUCCCGUCGAUACAUUUCCCGCUUGGUUAAAUGAUCCCUCUCCUGUUGCACGGUGUACCAAAAUCAUUCUCCAGUCGACCGACAACGCAUGGGAGCUCAUCCAUUACAGGUUGCACGGUGUACCAAAAUCAUUCCUGUUGACUGAUGCUCUGAAGGCGGCAUAUGUACGGCGCGUGCAGCCUCGGCUUUCUUGGGGAUCUAUUGGAGGCAGGGUUGCCGUAGUGUAA